Messenger RNA from Ziziphus jujuba (common jujube), 1116 nucleotides. Its product is annotated as small heat shock protein, chloroplastic. The coding region runs from base 256 to 957 and encodes 233 amino acids. The transcript is spliced from 2 exons. NCBI's taxonomy places the organism in Eukaryota, Viridiplantae, Streptophyta, Magnoliopsida, Rosales, Rhamnaceae. The record is from RefSeq and is a predicted model, not a curated record. Gene Ontology annotation, biological process: response to heat.
ACAAGUGUAAGGUCCAGAACUGACUUCCAUGGCUCUCUCAAACCUUCCAAGACCCAUCUCCAACAUUCUUUCCCUGUUGUCAUCUGUAAUUCUAUUGUCCUAUAAAUUCACAAUCAUCAUAACCCUUCUAGUCAUCCUCAGAAGUCUUUAGCAACAAGAAGAAGCAAAAGCUCACUCUAAAUACUGCAACACUCUUUCUGUCUCUCUGAUAUCCUUCUUUCAUUUGUGUUUGUAUUAUAUAAAUCGAUAAUCGAUAUGGCUACCUCUUCCUUGUUAUCUGCUUCAUCCCCAUUGCUAAUGAACAAAGUUUGGCCUUCAAGUAAAGCAAACACCAUUAACGCUCCUAGCUUGGUAACCUUUCCUUCAAGGUCACGUCGGCUGCCAGUGGUGAAAGCAAAGGCUGCUCAUGAAGAGGGCAAUAAGGAUUCAUCUUCUGUGGAUGUUCAGGUUAGUCAGCAAGGUAACCAAGGCACAGCUGUGGAGAGGAAGCCUAGGAGGCAGCUCGCAACUGAUAUUUCACCUUUUGGAUUAUUGGACCCACUUUCCCCCAUGAGAACCAUGAGGCAAAUGCUGGACACCAUAGACAGGCUCUUUGAGGACUCCAUGGCUUUCCCAGGGAGGAGCAGAGGAGUAACAGGGGAGGUUCGAGCUCCAUGGGACAUCAAAGAUGAUGAGCACGAAAUCAAAAUGCGGUUCGACAUGCCUGGUCUGUCCAAGGAAGAUGUCAAGGUGUCUGUGGAAGACGACGUGCUGGUUAUCAAAGGAGAGCACAAGAAGCAAGAAGGUGCGGAUGAUUCUUGGUCGAGCAGGAGUAUCAGCUCCUAUGAUACUCGUCUCCAGCUUCCUGAUAACUGCGAGAAGAACAACAUAAAGGCUGAGCUCAAAGAUGGCGUUCUCUAUAUUUCAAUUCCUAAGACCAAAGUUGAGCGCAAAGUCAUUGACGUUCAAAUUCAGUGAAGGUCCCCUCUCUUUUCGACUUGUACGAGCUUUGGUUUUGCGUGUAAAUUUUGUGCCCUUCAUUUUGCUUUUUUUGUUUUGACUGUAUACGAAAUAGACUAAUAGUAAGUGUAUAAAUAAAAAUACUAUGAGUAAAUUGUUAAAUGUUUUCUUGAGUAA